Neopelma chrysocephalum (saffron-crested tyrant-manakin) is the source of this 2549-nucleotide messenger RNA. RefSeq names its product F-box DNA helicase 1 (gene FBH1). The transcript is spliced from 15 exons. NCBI's taxonomy places the organism in Eukaryota, Metazoa, Chordata, Aves, Passeriformes, Pipridae. Gene Ontology annotation, biological process: double-strand break repair via homologous recombination; replication fork processing. Gene Ontology annotation, cellular component: nucleus. The record is from RefSeq and is a predicted model, not a curated record. Bases 16 to 1956 code for a protein of 646 amino acids. Gene Ontology annotation, molecular function: 3'-5' DNA helicase activity; DNA binding; hydrolase activity.
CUUUCCGUUGGAAUUAUGGGGGAUUUUUAUCAGGUUUCCUUUGGGUUUUUUGUGGAUUUCUGGAUUUUUGUGGAUUUUUUUGGUAAUUUCUGGUUUCUCCUCUCUCCCAGGAUCCAUUACAACGUCUUCUACUGCUUGUACCUCAUGGAAAACUCCUCUGGAACCGUUGGGAAUGUGGAAGAGGAGACGCUGGCGUCGCGCUGCAGGCAGGACUUGUGGUCCAGUUGUGGUGAGGUCAAACUGACCCACGAGCAGCAGAGGAUUUUGAAUCACAGGAUUGAGCCCGGGCAGAUAGUGAAAAUUAUGGCGUUUGCAGGCACGGGGAAAACCUCGACCUUGGCCAAGUACGCGGAGAAAUUCCCAGAGCUCAACUUCCUCUACGUGGCUUUCAACAAAGCCGUGGCGGAGAAGGGGAAAAGGGUCUUUCCCAGGAAUGUCACCUGCAAGACUUUCCACUCCCUGGCGUUCGGGAGCGUCGGGAAGCUAUUUUCAAGAUAUUCCUUUAAAGAUAUUCCAUUGCAAAAAUGUGCAGAUUUUCAAGAUAUACAGAUUUUAAAGAUCAAAACCUCAAAAGUCUUCAGAGAAAAUCUCCCGUGUUUGGAAUAUUUGUCAGCUCAGAGCAAUUUAUCCAAGUUAUCCUUGUGUGUUUUCCCUCUGCAGAUCAACGUGGAAGAGGCCAAAGAAAUAUGGCACAACAUGAAAAAGCUGGAUGGGGACGUGGAGAAGAGAUACAAGAUGACUUGUGAUGGAUACCUGAAGCUCUGGCAGCUCAGCAAGCCCAAGCUGUCGGGAUACGACGCCGUUUUUGUGGACGAAGCCCAGGAUUGCACUCCAGCCAUCGUGGACGUGGUGCUGUCCCAGACGUGUGGGAUCAUCCUGGUGGGAGACCCUCACCAGCAGAUCUACACCUUCCGCGGCGCCGUCAACACCCUGCACGCCGUGCCCCACACCCACGUCUACUACCUGACCCAGAGUUUCCGAUUUGGUCCCGAAAUUGCUUAUGUUGGAGCAACAAUCCUGGAUGUUUGCAAAGGGAUCCGGAAUAAGACGUUGGUGGGUGGGAACCAAAAGGGCGCCGUCCGGGGCUCCCUGGAAGGGAAGAUCACGGUCCUUUCCCGCAGCAAUUCCAGCGUUUUCGACGACGCCGUCAAACUCACCGGGAGGGACAGACCCAUCCCAAUCCACGUCAUCGGGGGCUUGGCUCGUUUUGGCCUGAGCAGGAUUUAUGAUAUUUGGAAGCUCAGUCAACCUGCAGAAGUCAGGGAAAAAUCAAACCUCGUGAUAAACGAUUCCUUUAUCCAAAAAUGGGAAGGCACUUCGGGGUUCUUUGGAUUGAAGGAAUAUGCCGAGCACGUGGAUGACAGAGACCUGGCAGUGAAGAUUUCCAUCGUGGAGAAAUACAGGGAGCGGAUCCCGGAGCUGGUGCAGAGGAUCGAGAGAUCCCACGUGUCCCAGGAAUCCCUGGCGGAUUAUCUCAUAGGCACUGUCCACCAAGCCAAAGGGCUGGAAUUCGACACCGUGCUGGUGGCCGAUGAUUUCGUGAAGGCCCCGUGUGGGAGCGACGCUUCCCAGAGGAGAACCAACCUGGCCAUUGGCACCGUCCCGGAGGACGAGUGGAACCUGCUCUACGUCGCUGUGACCCGGGCCAAGAAGUGCCUCCUGCUCUCCAAAUCCCUGGAACACCUCCUGGCCCUGGCUGGGGAGCGAUUCCUUCGGGUGGAGCUGAUGAGUGAGGCUGCCAAGGCCGGAGCAUCCCGCGCUUGCUGCGUGUCAGGAUGCCCAAACACGUUGGAUUCCAACUCCAGGCUGGUUGUGAGGAAGCUCCCGUUGACUCACAGCAACGGCAGCCGCGAUCCCGGGGGAUUCCUGUGCCAGCCCUGCAGCCGGCAGCGCUUCGGCUCCCUGGCUCCGCUCACCUCCUUCCCAGCGCUCCAGGAACAGCCCUGCCAGCUCUAGGGAAUCCCUCCCACCUUCCCAAAGCCUGUUGGCGCAUCCCAGCUCAGGAAUCGGGUGGAUAUUGGAGCGGGAUUUGGAUGGAUAUUGGAACAGGAUUCCAGCCCGGCUCCGGAGGAACCCCGUAGGCUCUGGGAGACCUUCCCUGCAGCCCUGCCUUGCCUUCCAGGAGCUGGGAAGCAGAAUAUCCCGAAGAAUAUGCACUUUAAGAACUGGAUCAGCAUUAAUUUUGGAGCAUUAUCCCUGUGUACCUCCGUCACAGCGACCAAACUUCCCUGGAUGUCCCUCCCUCCUCCCUGACGUCAGCGCUCGGUGAAAUCCCUCUGAUCCGCUGGAAGAAGAGGAAAUGCAACCCUGGAAAGCUCCCAAAGGAACAGGCUAUUUCUGGGAAAUGGACUUUUCCUGGCCAGCAGUGGAAGGAAAUCAUUAAUCCCUCCCAGGGAACGAAUUCCCCUUCCUUGCAGCCAAGGGCUUUCCCAGACUUGAUUCCCUUUUCCCAGGACCAAACUACGAGGGAAGAACAGCUUUGGAUUGACCCGGAGACAAACUGGGGAGAGUUUUGAAUCCUAAAACUCCAUUUAUAACCAAAAAAAAAA